This is a messenger RNA of Gopherus evgoodei (Goodes thornscrub tortoise), 4207 nucleotides long. RefSeq names its product proteoglycan 4-like. The transcript is spliced from 2 exons. The record is from RefSeq and is a predicted model, not a curated record. Bases 521 to 2005 code for a protein of 494 amino acids. Lineage: Eukaryota; Metazoa; Chordata; Testudines; Testudinidae.
CUGCCCCCCAGUGUGCUGUUGACGGCUGCUGGGCCCCCCAAGGCUGUCAGCGGGGGGGCACCGUCACUGGCUGCUGGCCUUGUGACUCCCAGGGACAGAGGCCCGCGCAGGGAGACGGGAGCCGUGGGUGCCAGGGCGGCUGGGCGCACACAGAGCUCAUUGUACCACCUGCCUGCCCGAGGGGGCCCCCACAGCACAGCUCCGUGGGGGAGGGGACCUUGGGUGAGUCCUGCCCGGGGGCGAGAGCCUUGUCCUGCCCCACACUGCCCCAGGAUCCCAGACUUGGGGGGCAGGUGCGCUUGUGCCCAGCGUGUCUGCAGCCAUAGAGCAAAGAUCAUGGGGCAACAAAGGGACCUUGCGCCCCAAGGGAGGCAGGAAGGGGUCACCCCCCGGUGCACCAACCAGAGAGAGGAGCUAGAAACCGCUCCCCCCACCAUAAUAAAGAAAGGCCCAUGCUCCACACCUCCCCCCAAGCUUACCCAGUGUGGCGUGUCCCACUCCCCCCAAGACAGCACCCAGCAUGCCAUGUCCCUUGCCCCCUCUAUCCCCCCACAUUCCCCAACAUGAUACACUCCCUUCCCCAGCACCACAACACUUCGAGGGUCAGAGACACCCAGCAGAGCCAGCUGUCCCCAACCCACAGCCCCACAACACCUCGAGGGACAUGAGACACCCAGCUGUACUGCCCCAUACAGCCCCACAACACUUCGAGGGACACGAGACACCCAGCUGUACCAACCCACACAUCCCCACAACACCUCGAGGUCAGAGACACGUGGCUGUACCAACCCACACAGCCCCACAACACCUCGAGGGACAUGAGACACCCAGCUGUACUGCCCCAUACAGCCCCACAACACCUCGAGGGACACGAGACACUCAGCUGUACCAACCCACACAGCAUCUCAAGGUCAGAGACACGUGGCUGUACCAACCCACACAGCCCCACAACACCUCGAGGGACACGAGACACCCGGCUGUACCAACCCACACAGCCCCACAACACCUCGAGGUCAGAGACACGUGGCUGUACCAACGCACACAGCCCCACAACACCUCGAGGGACAUGAGACACCCGGCUGUACCAACCCACACAGCCCCACAACACCUCGAGAGUCAGAGACACCCGGCUGUACCAACCCACACAGCCCCACAACACCUCGAGGUCAGAGACACGUGGCUGUACCAACCCACACAGCCCCACAACACCUCGAGGGACAUGAGACACCCAGCUGUACCAACCCACACAGCAUCUCAAGGUCAGAGACACGUGGCUGUACCAACCCACACAGCCCCACAACACCUCGAGAGUCAGAGACACCCGGCUGUACCAACCCACACAGCCCCACAACACCUCGAGGUCAGAGACACGUGGCUGUACCAACCCACACAGCCCCACACCUCCUCGAGGGACACGAGACACCCAGCUGUACCAACCCACAGCCCCACAACACCUCGAGAGUCAGAGACACCUGGCUGUACCAACCCACACAGCCCCACAACACCUCGAGGGACACGAGACACCCAGCUGUACCAACCCACAGCCCCACAACACCUCGAGGGACACGAGACACCCGGCUGUACUGCCCCAUACAGCCCCACAACACUUCGAGGGACACGAGACACUCAGCUGUACCAACCCACACAGCAUCUCAAGGUCAGAGACACGUGGCUGUACCAACCCACAGCCCCACAACACCUCGAGGGACACGAGACACCCGGCUGUACCAACCCACACAGCCCCACAACACCUCGAGAGUCAGAGACACCCGGCUGUACCAACCCACAGCCCCACAACACCUCGAGGUCAGAGACACGUGGCUGUACCAACCCACAGCCCCACACCUCCUCGAGGGACACGAGACACCCAGCUGUACCAACCCACACAGCAUCUCAAGGUCAGAGACACGUGGCUGUACCAACCCACACAGCCCCACAACACCUCGAGAGUCAGAGACACCCGGCUGUACCAACCCACAGCCCCACAACACCUCGAGGGACAUGAGACACCCAGCUGUACUGCCCCAUACAGCCCCACAACACUUCGAGGGACACGAGACACUCAGCUGUACCAACCCACACAGCAUCUCAAGGUCAGAGACACGUGGCUGUACCAACCCACAUAGCACCACAACACCUUGAGGGUCAGAGACACCCGUCAUACGUGGCUGUAGCACCCCACACAGCACCACAACAUCUCACAGGGUCAGAGACACCCAGCAGAGCCAGCUGUACCCACCCACACAGCCCCAGAACACCUCAAGGGACACAAAACACCCGGUUGUACUGCCCCACAACACCUCAAAGUCAGAAACACCCGGCUGUAUCGCCCCACAACACCUCAAGGGACACAAGAUACCUGGCUGUACCGCCCCACACAGCUCCACAACACCUCGAGGUCAGAGACACUUCUUAGACGUGGCUGUACCACCCCACGCAGGACCAGAAGGAAGAAUUUUAGGCCCAGAUAAAGGAAACCCAACAGAGGUGUCGAUGAAGAUUUAAGAAUGGCCAUGGGAACGUCAGGCUCUCCGAACGCUCUGCCACGGGCCCCUUCGGCCCGAGGCUGUUGUGUUGCCGGAGCGGCUGGAACCAGAGGAACAUGGCAGAUAGCUCAGGCCAGGCCAACUGAGGGGACAGAAGCGCGAUCAGGCAGGAAUAUAUCGGAAGCGUCAUGCAUGGCGCACGGGGCUUGUUUUACACUAGAGAAUGCUCAGGAGAGCUAAGUAGCCACCAGCCAAGACGCCGCCAUCGCUUAGACAAGCCACUCCAGUUACCAUGCGGCCAGUGCCCGCACAGAGGCUUCUGCGCACAGCUCUCCUACCCACCUUCUCGCAGGGGUGCAGGGCGUCAUCUGGCAGCCGGACAGGCGCAGCGUGCCACUCCCGUGCGAUCUCAUUCACUUCUCUCUGGCCGGUGCCAGAGUAAGAGAACGAGUGCAACGACUCUACGUCAGUGUGACGAGCUGCCCAAAGGAGGACAGAGCCCUGUGAGAGCGGGAUGGGACUGACGGAGAGAGGGCACACCCGGCUGGAAGCCCAGGCAGAGACGCCUGUGGAAGUCGGUUGCUGACUGACGAUAAGUCACCAGCAGGAGGCCGCGUGGCCGAGUGAGUCUUACACCAGCGGGGAUGGCACAAGACCACUCGUGCAGUGAGUGUUGCAACACCUUCAGCUGGCACCUUGCCGGAGAGGGUCCCAGGCCAUCAGCUGCCAGGAGACAGGGUGUCUGUGCAGACAGCACCGCACUGGUCCUCUCAGGCUCUGCACCCAUCACACUCCUUUAUCGCACCACCUAGAAAGAACUGCAUAGGGGACACUGAGGCACGCACACAGUAUUCAGUGAAAACAUUAAGACCGUUCCCACUUCGUCACACCAUAAAGCUGACUGGUCCCAUUUCACGGCCACAGGAGAAACUUAUUUCUUCAACACCUAGGAAGGUUUUCCAACCUGUGCUGCGGAAAUCAGCGGAAAGGAGGAAGGCGAGAGGCAGAAAUGGACCCCAGGCUAGAAUCAUACAGGGAUGGAAGAUUUUAGAAGGGAAGGAAUCCGGUUCAACUGGAGGCUGAACGGACCCUUGCAGGCGAAGAGGCCAGAUGGAAAUGGAAGGAAGUCUCAAAAGAAGUCGCCCUGAAAACAGCUGAAUGUAGACAAAGGCAUUGAGAAGAGACUUGCGGAUGGCUGGAUCCUCACGGGAGAAAGGAUUUGUAGAUGACGCUGCAGGGAAUUGAGACGAAACAGACCAACACUAGCAAUUUAAGGGCUUGGCUACACUUGCGAGUUACAGAGCAAUAAAGGAGCCCGGGUGCACUAGCUCACUCCCCAUCCACAUUGGCAAGGCACGUAGAGUGCUCUGACUCCACGGCUACAGCACUGCUGGUACUGCUCCUUGGUGAGAGGAAUAACAUUUGCUGCACCCUUGGCUACAACGCCCAGGUGUCAGUGUGAAGGAGGUGUUGCGUUACUGUGCUCUGAUCAGCCUCCGGACAGGUCCCCAUAAGCCCCUUAACUCAAGUGGCCACUCUUGUCACUGUUUUGUUCCUGUAGGAAUGCGGAAAUGCCCUUUCAAAGCCAGCAUGCAAGCCAUUAGCGUGGAAUGCUGUGGGGGGGGGGAGUGGGAGGCCUGCGGCUGUCUGAACUCACAAGACAGCAUGCUGACAUGCUCUCAGCCCCCCCAAAUCUCACUCUCUCUCCUCCCUUCACACUC